AUGUGCAGCAAUACAAAUUUGUACAACACGUUUGCAAGAAAAUCAUCUUUAAAUGGCGACUUAACGAAACAUAAGUUCGAGCGUUUACGCCGCAAUGGAAACAGAACUACUCGAUUUUCUAAGCUUUUAUUGACAUGCGCCUUGGUCCUUCUAUGUCUAUUGCCGGCGUUCACCCAACGAGGAGGUUCUAUUUCCGAAAUGCAACUUAGCAACAAUGCGAGAAGCUUGGCAAUGCAGAAAAUGGGAAGAGAUCCCUGGUCUGGUCCUUCAAGAAGCGUCUUAGACGAUCCUGAAUUUCAAAUUAUUGUAGAAAAGUGGGCCGAUUUUGAGAGCAGGAUGCAAAAGAAAUGGGAAUACAUAGAUUACCUAGAAUAUGAUGCAUGGUAUAAACUCAUGUUUGGAACCUGGUUAAUAGGAUUUCUAAUGAUGGACAAAGCAUCCGACAUUACACGCAUGUUUGAGACUUGGAUAGAUAUGUGCCAAAUAAUGGGAAUGAAACGUACGCAUAAAAAUCAAGAAGACAACGAAAUUUUAGUUGGGGUCAUGAAAAAACUGAAACAUAAAGCUUUCAAUAAAUUAAUUAAAAACUGGGAUGUCGAGGUAGAAGAUUACUGGAAUGAUAUCGUAAGAAUGAAGAUGGAAAAAAAUAUGGAAUGGUGUAAUUAUCUAAGAGAAAAAUGUAACGCUUGGAUAAGCUACCAUUUCAGUUGA
Plasmodium coatneyi is the source of this 711-nucleotide messenger RNA. RefSeq lists its product as uncharacterized. The record is from RefSeq and is a predicted model, not a curated record. The transcript has 2 exons. Bases 1 to 711 code for a protein of 236 amino acids. Lineage: Eukaryota; Apicomplexa; Aconoidasida; Haemosporida; Plasmodiidae.